Tachysurus fulvidraco (yellow catfish) is the source of this 2975-nucleotide messenger RNA. RefSeq names its product beta-1,3-glucuronyltransferase 1 (glucuronosyltransferase P) b (gene b3gat1b). NCBI's taxonomy places the organism in Eukaryota, Metazoa, Chordata, Actinopteri, Siluriformes, Bagridae. Gene Ontology annotation, biological process: carbohydrate metabolic process; chondroitin sulfate proteoglycan biosynthetic process. The transcript has 7 exons. Gene Ontology annotation, molecular function: galactosylgalactosylxylosylprotein 3-beta-glucuronosyltransferase activity. The record is from RefSeq and is a predicted model, not a curated record. Bases 948 to 1922 code for a protein of 324 amino acids. Gene Ontology annotation, cellular component: Golgi membrane.
GACGAUGUGAUGUGCUUUUAAAUGUGUGAGAGAAGAGAGCAAGAAAGAGAGGAGAGGGAGAGGAAGAGGCAGUGUGCAUGCUCACUGAGGGUGCGUGCUGGUUGUAAAUCCAAUUUAUAAGUUAGCUGUGUCUCGGUGUGUUCUGCAGGCCUGAACCCUGUUUUGUGUGCCUGAGAGGGGAACAUUAAUCAGUCUGCCUUCAGUUUAGAGGACGCAGUAAACUGGCCUGGUGUUGCAUCUUCGAACAUCCGAAUGGGGACGAGCAGAAAAUCGGAACUUGGCUGAACCAGCUCAGAGGAGCAUCACAGGACUCGAGAGUUAGUGCAGCUUUUAUACCGAUGUAGUACUUCACAUCUUCUCUUCUCUUCCACUGAAGCCUUCAUGAAUAUUCAUGAACGUUACAGCGCCCAUCCAGAAGCCCCCGCUCUCCCUCCAAGCCACGUGAUGCGAAAGACAAAAACGCACUCUCAUAUUUUUAGACACUUGACUGAGGAGAUCUCGAGCCUGUUAGGCUGUAUUUUCUUCUCUUUGUUCUGCCUUGCCAGUCUCCAUCAGCGUCCACAAUCGGUGCCUUUGUUGCUCGGAUGAGAGGGGACAUUCUUCCAAAGGGAUGAUUUUUCUCGUCUCCGCAGGCCCUGGCACCACACGCGUCUGCCCCCGCACCGGCCUCAGUGCCAGGCUGGAGUCGCUCUCAAGCUGACAGACGCAUACGAGCACUGCAAAGCGACAGGACCUGCGCAUGGUUCGUGAUGGAUUUUAGGUAAGAAUAAACCCCUUGGAUGGAACAGCAGUCCAUGGAGGAACCCCUGGAGCUCUCGAUGCUGCCUCCUGCACUGUUCCACUGACCUGUUACUUGUCUGCGUUGUGUGUUACAGACCCAUGAUACGAUGGAAGUGCUCAAGUGCUUACUCCAGCAUUUCCUAUUGAACACGUAGCAAGACUUGGACAUGCCGAGGAGACGAGACAUCCUUGCCUUUGUCCUGAUUGUGCUGCCAUGGACUUUACUCAUCAACAUGUGGCAUCAGAGUCCUGUAACUCCACAGCCCGUCACACUCAAGAAUGUCACGAAAGUACAAAAGAACCACAUCAGAGAAAACUGCAUCACAGAUAACGGCAUCCGCCGUGGCCACGUGUUGGGGCGUCCCGCACCGUGGUCCGACCUUCUGCCCAUCAUCCACGUCAUCACGCCCACCUACACCCGAGCCGUGCAGAAAGCCGAGCUCACGCGCCUCACCAACACGUUCCUGCAUGUCCCUAACCUGCACUGGAUCGUGGUGGAAGAUUCACCACGCAGGACGGCGCUCGUCUCCAGGCUGCUGAAGAACUCCGGGCUCAAUCACACGCACCUGAACGUGGAGACGCCGCGAGUUCACCGGAUGCGCAAGGAAGCAAGGGGCAGCCGUGUACCGCGUGGAACGGUGCAGAGGAACCUUGGCCUGCGCUGGCUCCGAGAAAACCUUGGCCGUACGCCUCGGCACCAGGGGGUGGUGUAUUUUGCUGACGAUGACAACACAUACAGCCUGGAGCUGUUCGAGGAGAUGCGCUCGACCCAGAAGGUCUCCGUCUGGCCCGUCGCCUUUGUAGGCGGCCUACGUUACGAGUCGCCUAAAAUCAACAAACUGGGAAAAGUGUACGGCUGGAGCACCGUGUUCGACCCUCGGCGGCCAUUUGCGAUCGACAUGGCCGGGUUCGCCGUCAACCUCCAUCUCAUCCUCAGCAAACAUCAGGCCUACUUUAAGCUGAACGGGGUUAAAGGAGGAUAUCAGGAGAGCAGCUUACUGGGGGAUCUGGUCACUCUCAGCGAGCUGGAGCCUAAAGCUGAGAACUGUACAAAGGUGCUGGUGUGGCACACUCGGACCGAAAGACCUGUGCUAGUGAACGAAGGGAAGAAGGGCUUCACCGAUUUCACCGUGGAGAUAUAAUUAAUACACGGACUAUUUGGGACGUUGCAAUAAAAAUCUUUUGUGGAAGUCGUACAAAGCCAAGGAACGAUCGGAUGAACAGCAUUCUGAAAUUCCUCUAAGCUGCUGGCGCUGGUAUCUGGACGGAUCUCUGUUUGCCCACACUGAGGAUCAGCGGCAGAAGAAAAGGGCCGUUGUUCGGCGUGAGUCAGCUCUAAGCAAUAGCUUCAUUAUCACAACGAUUGUGAACGUCAUCUUUACCCCCGACACACUGAGCCAUUGAGGUCUAAAUAACAAAUACCCCCACACCUCCCCUCCCCCACACAACCAACCCCAACUUUUAACACAACAAAUGUAAAAAAAAAAUCUUCACACACAGCUUACACACACCGGACGGAAAUUUCAACUGGUUUGCAAAAGUUUGCACACCCCUAGAACCACUUUUUGCAACAUUUGGUGUGUUUAGUUUCAUCAGUGUUACGUCAUUAACACAAAUCCUGAACAGUUGAACAAAUAGAUUUAGUGUAAAUUAGCACAGAUUUAGCGACAGAGCCAAACCUUAUUGAUUUUCCUUUCUAGUUUGUACGUGGGUUAUAUCGCGAAUUCAUUUUUCACAAUGAAAUAUUUAAUGUUAUAGUGACUUGUGUAAACUCUCCUUACACGAAGUACAAGUGCGUAACUGGCGAGGCGUUAAAUUACCAUAAUUAACCCAAUUUAAACGAUUACAAAUCAACAAAACAAAUUAGACUUUUUGUCUUUCUUUUGGAAUUAAGAGAAAAAUAUAUCUCAGAUUUGACAUUUUCUCAAAUUAUGGUAUUUUUGUUUUUUUGUUUUGUUUUCCACAACCUUCUACAGCCCAUUGUAGUUAAAACCUCUGAUUUGCCCUAAUAAGCCGUUGUUGUUGUUGUUGUUGUUGUUGUUGUUUUGCUUUUAUGCACGAUCGCACAGAUUUUAAAAAGCUACACGUUUGCAGGAGUCCCUUUAAUUUGUGUAUUGGUUUCGUUUUUAUUUUUGCAUUUCUAGUUACUACACAUAAGAUUCAACCGGCAAUAAAAAUAAAAACCGACGCUACCA